ACACGAACAGCGCCAACGCCACUCACGCCGUCGUACUUACUCGCCACCGCCGCCGCCGCCGCCGCCGUCGCCGCCGUGCGUUUUUUUUCCGCGUAUUUUUGUCGCCUGAAUUCCGCCGCGCAACCGCGGCUCACACCCGGCUGCCGCCCGCACACCCCGCCACGAGAGUGCGUGACGGACAGCACAGCUCGCGCACACACGUCGUACGCGCGAGAAAAAGUCGUCGUUCCGCGGAAAAGCCGUAAGGCGCCACCGGAUCGGCAUUUUCACGUCAUCUGUUCGAAAAGUCUUCCUUCUAAACCCUCCUCCGAAACAGAAGUGAGCCCGCGGCCUGUCAUCUGCAGUCGUCUGCGGUAUCAUCCCCCUCGCUCGGUAUAUACUCGGUAUAUACCGCGCGCACAGUUACCGCCACACGCGUAUAUACAUUUAUAUAACAAUUGUAACGCGCGCGUUAAAUCAUUAUCAAUAAUAUAAUAAGUACUAUUGUACAUCUGCACGACGACAAGAGCAAUCCGCCGCCGCCGCCCACCGCCAACGCCACCGCCACUAUCGCGGCGAGCCCGCGAACCGCUGCCGCAUCUGUCGUCAAGUCCGUUUUCCCGUCGCUUCGCAAAGGCAGGUGAAUCCAAACGAUAUCGUCGCCACAUAAUCCGCACUCCGAUUUAACCAUGGCGGCUGCAUUGAACGCAAUUCAAGGAUUUUUCGACAACUAUGGAGACCCUCGUACCAAGGAUUGGUUUUUGAUGAGCAAUCCUCUACCCACGGCACUGAUAUGCGCUACAUACGUAUUCACCGUCAAAGUUGCGGGACCGCGAUUAAUGGCCAACCGCAAGCCCAUGGAGUUAAGGAACGUACUCAUCGCUUAUAAUCUUUUCCAAGUCAUAUUCAGUUCUUGGUUGUUCUAUGAGCUUGGCAUAUCAGGUUGGCUGACUGGCAGGUAUAAUUUCCGGUGUGAGCCGGUAGAUUACUCGAAUCAUCCAAUGACCCUGCGGAUGGUCAACAUAUGUUGGUGGUAUUAUUUCUCAAAAUUCACAGAAUUUAUGGACACGAUAUUCUUUGUUCUCCGAAAAAAGGAUAGGCACAUUUCGACCCUGCACGUGAUUCACCACGGAGUGAUGCCAAUGAGCGUGUGGUUUGGUGUUAAGUUCACACCAGGCGGUCACAGUACAUUCUUCGGACUGUUGAACACGUUCGUGCAUAUUAUCAUGUACGCAUACUACUUGUUGGCUGCCCUGGGUCCCAACGUACAGAAAUACUUGUGGUGGAAGAAGUACUUGACCACUCUGCAAAUGUUGCAAUUCUUGGCGAUCAUGCUCCAUGCGUUCCAACUUCUGUUCAUCGACUGCAACUACCCGAAGGCAUUUGUCUGGUGGAUCGGCAUGCACGCCGUCAUGUUCUUCUUCUUGUUCAAAGAAUUCUAUAAGCAACAGUACACAAAACCAUCAAAACAAGCGGCCGGCGCACAGUCCAAACCCUCGGUCAACGGCUCGUCCAAGUCAUCCAAUGGCUACAGCAAACAAUCGGACUACUACAUAAACAGCAAUGGUCUGUCUAGGCCUGACUUGGUACACAGGGCUACGGCUGGAGCGCACUGACCGUCGCCACUGAUGACGGCAAGGCUCAACAGCCGCCGACAUCGCCGUUGCCACAGCUAAACGGUCGCUGUUGUCGUCUUCGCCGACAAUAACAAUAUUGCUCAACACGCCCAAAUUAAUAAUAUUAUUUGACCUACGGACAUGUCUAUGUUCCGAGCAGACAUUUUUUUUUUUUUAGUGGACAAAUUUCUCUAUCCCUCUUAUCCCCUCCCCUAUCUCUCUCUCUCUAUUUCUAUCUCUCUACAUCUCUUUUUCUCCCUUUUUUUUUUUAUUAGGUAUAAUUAUUUUUAUCAUAUCGUAUAUAUAUAUUAUGUAUAUGCAUAUUGUAUAUGUAUAUUAUAAUUUAGUAUAAUAAUGUGACCUAUUUUUUUGUUUCGUUUGUCUUACUCUGUCACCGCUGAGUCGAAUCGGCGGGUCGUUGUUGCAAUCGCCGCGGAGUAUACGUAAGAAAGAAAACCUAUUCUGCCUAAAAAAAAAAAAAGAAAUCGGGUGAGAUUAAUGUUUUUUUUCUUCAUUAAAAUUAUUUCGAGCAACUAGGGCUAUAUACGUUACGAUAAAAAAUAUAUCACAUAAUAUGUAUAUACGAUAUAUAUAUAUAUAUUUUAAUUUAUAAGUCUGUCUAUUAUCGUACGUUAUAGUAAUAAUUAUUGUAUACUAUCGUGUUAGGUGUUGGAAAUUUACAGUCCGCAUAUUAUCGUGUGUAAAAAUGUUUUUACGCAUUUUUUUGCGUUUUGUACAAGUAUUUUUUUCGUUUUAAAUUUAUGUAAGACACGUGAACAGAUAAAAAAAAAAAAAAAAAUAUUUUUUUUUUUUUUCAAACGAAACAAUUUUGAUAUAAAAUUCAGCUGUGUUUUUCAAAAUGUUUUGAUGUGAUACCUAUGUAACGUUUGUUUUAUAUAUUUUGUGUAAUGAUUUAAACCACAUGUGAUUAUUAUUAUUAUUAUUAUUAUAAUUAUUUUUAUUAUUAUUAUUAUUAUUAUUUUGUACGAAACACGGCCUCACGUGCCUUAGUAUUACGGGACCAGUGUAAUUACUAAUAAUAAUUAAGAGAUUAUAUACGCUCUCGUGUAUAAAAAUAUUAUCAUGUUUACGUUACAAAAAAUUGUAUACUGUUUAGUGUUGUAUAUUAUAUUAUUAUAAUAAUGAAAAUAAAGGUUCCCGGUAUUUUUAUGUGCCAGUAAAUACAAACGAA
This is a messenger RNA of Aphis gossypii (cotton aphid), 2787 nucleotides long. RefSeq names its product elongation of very long chain fatty acids protein AAEL008004-like. Gene Ontology annotation, molecular function: fatty acid elongase activity. The record is from RefSeq and is a predicted model, not a curated record. Gene Ontology annotation, biological process: sphingolipid biosynthetic process; very long-chain fatty acid biosynthetic process; fatty acid elongation, saturated fatty acid. The coding region runs from base 669 to 1595 and encodes 308 amino acids. NCBI's taxonomy places the organism in Eukaryota, Metazoa, Arthropoda, Insecta, Hemiptera, Aphididae. Gene Ontology annotation, cellular component: endoplasmic reticulum membrane. The transcript has 8 exons.